UAAUCGUGGGGGAAGUCCAUCCCAGAACGCUGCCGUCACAGAUCCCAUUGGUGGCCGGCCGAGUCUGUCACUGAACAGCCAUGUCAGGGGACACAUGAACCGGACUCAUCUGUGACAUCCCUGGGAUUAGACUCCGUUAUUCUAAACCGCAGUACACAGUAAAGCACCAGGGCGCUCCUCUUUCAGAGAAACUGUCUUUUCGUCGCUCCUCGAACGGCAGCUCUUCUGAGACCGUGCCCGCGUCGAGAAUGGUGUUUCUUUUAUUCAGACGCGAGUAGUACGGUUGGAGCGAUUUUAACACGUCGCUGGACCGCCGUCCAGUCGAGGAACCGUCGGAUCUCUGAACCUGCCUUACUUAUUUUAUAUGACUCAAUAGCUGCGUUUUGUAUCGGAGGGAAACGUAUGUUCAUGAAAAUCGAGCAUGUCAGGAAAACAUUACAAGGCUCAUGAAGUCAGUUGCUGCAUCAAAUAUUUUAUAUUCGGUUUCAAUAUAAUAUUUUGGCUGCUGGGAGUGGCCUUCCUGGGGAUCGGGCUGUGGGCAUGGAGCGAGAAGGGCGUGCUCUCCAACAUCUCCUCCAUCACAGACCUGGGGGGCUUCGACCCAGUCUGGCUCUUCCUGGUGGUGGGAGGGGUGAUGUUUAUCCUGGGCUUCGCCGGCUGCAUCGGAGCUCUGAGGGAGAACACCUUCCUGCUCAAGUUUUUCUCAGUGUUUCUGGGGAUCAUCUUCUUCCUGGAGCUGACCGCGGGGGUCCUGGCCUUCGUCUUUAAGGACUGGAUCAAGGACCAGCUCAACUUCUUCAUCAACAACAACAUCAGGGCGUACCGGGACGACAUCGACCUGCAGAACCUCAUCGACUUCACCCAAGAAUAUUGGGAGUGCUGCGGGGCGUUCGGGGCCGACGACUGGAACCUGAAUAUCUACUUCAACUGCACUGACUCCAACCCCAGCCGAGAGAAGUGUGGAGUUCCCUUCUCCUGCUGCACCAAGGACCCUGCGGAGGAUGUCAUCAAUACACAGUGUGGCUACGACAUUCGGGCGAAAGAUGACUCGGAGCAGAAGACCUUUAUCUACAUCAAAGGUUGCGUGCCUCAGUUCGAGAAGUGGCUGCAGGAGAACCUAACCGUGGUGGCGGGGAUCUUUAUUGGAAUUGCACUGUUGCAGAUAUUUGGGAUAUGCUUGGCGCAGAAUCUAGUGAGCGACAUCGAGGCUGUGAGAGCGAGCUGUCUGUUCACCUGAUGCCUCAGCUCCCCUGACCUGACCACACAGGUCCCCUGCAGCAUGGAGCACAGAUGGCGGAAGAGAAAUCGCCAAGUUCACCACAUUAUAUGAGAC
Molecule: messenger RNA, 1333 nt
Organism: Megalops cyprinoides (Indo-Pacific tarpon)
Lineage: Eukaryota; Metazoa; Chordata; Actinopteri; Elopiformes; Megalopidae
Product: tetraspanin-5-like
Exons: 10
Coding region: 422-1237 (271 amino acids)
Biological process (GO): protein maturation; regulation of vascular endothelial growth factor signaling pathway; protein localization to plasma membrane
Cellular component (GO): membrane
Source: RefSeq, a predicted model, not a curated record